ACACAUAUGUAUAGAGGCAUAAAGGCAUAUACAUUUAUAUAGACUUAAAUUAUUUAAGUUUAGAGAUGAUUAGCUAAUGACAUAUAGAUGUAGAUAGAUUGGCAUAGGUAUAGAUAUAUAUGUUUACCUGUGUAUUUUGUUCGCAUUUAUUCAGUUUAAACUAGCAAACGCGUUGAUUUUCCCCGGCCUUGCCUUCCGCUUGGAAUGCACGAGCCGACAACUGGGCUGAGAGCAAGUCCAGGGAUAGGCGAUGACGUCAGCCGGGCGUGGGUCGGCCCGCUACCCAAACCAAGCGUUCUCAGCUGCGUUUAGACAGCACUUCCCUCUGGGACGCCUCUGUCGCCUUUGCAAUUUCCAGUCUUGCUCUUUCGAAGUAUAACAUCGAUGACGCUGGGGAUACUCGCAAACCUCAACACUGUUGUUUUAAAUCGUGUUGUUUUGCGUGAUAUUAGAUGUCACUAGGUAUUCUUGACAAAAAAACAAACAAACAAAAAAAAACAGAAGUUUUUCACUAGGCGAUGGAGUCAACGUCAUUUUCUUUGCUAGGAUUUGUCUUGUUACACAGAAGAAACCAUAAGGCGAGGAGGCCAAGGUGAACGGCUUGUAGCGUAGGCAAGGCGCAGCUCUAGGUUCUGUGGAUACCUGGUGGAGCCAGCUGGAGGUCUAAGGGCAAUCAGUGAGAGAAUCUGUGGGACCCUUUAGACGCAUUUCAUCAAUGGAAAGCGACAGUGUAGAUGCGUUGAAUGCUGUCCCUAGGUUAUAACCACUGAAGUAGGCCGGGUACUCGUGGCCUCAGUCUUGUUUCCAUUCUUCUCACUACAUACCGAAAAUAGAUAAUGUCAUCCAUUCUCCUGAUAAUUAUAACAUAUUGGACAUUCUCUUUGAUAAGUAUAAUCCUUAAGCAGCUAAAGGAUGAGGAUGGUAAAUUCAUAUACAGGGGAUGAGGUGAAACGUGCUGAGAAACACUUUAUUAAUGUAUACAAAUAGAGCUAAGCUUAUGGAUUUCAAGUUGCAAAUUUAAUAUAUCACUGAUAUCGCCAACUAAAUUGUGUUAGAAGUUUCGACUGUAACAAACAUAAAAAUAGUACAUAGAAGAUCAAACCCGGCAGCAUAAGACCUCUGAAGGUUUUGGAUCUAAGGAUUGAAGAUGAAUCAACUCAGGAAGUUAAGGUGGGCUGGGCACCAGACCCAGGGUCAACACAAGAUCUGUACAAGGUGCUAUACCAAGAAGUAGAAGCUUUUAAUGGAGAUUCACGCACAAGGAUGGUUGUAGAAGAAGUUGCAAGGGAGGAACUUUAUCCUGGCAGAAAUUACUCAGUGUCUGUCUCUGCUGUUUCAAAUAAUAUUGAAAGUGAAGCCGUUUCUCUCUACAUAGUCACUAAACCGGCAUCUCCAAUCAUUGAAGAGCUGCAGCCAAUUCCUCAGGGCCUCAACAUAUCUUGGAAAAGUGAUGUUACUUCUCGCCAGGAUAAAUAUGCUGUAGUUUAUAUCAGAAAUGAUACAGGUGAACCUGUUACACGGAUAAUAGAGGAGGAGCAUGUUCUGUUAGAGGAUCUAUUCCCAGGAGCUGGAUAUGAGAUUAAAGUGUAUGCCAUAUCACACAACCAGUGGAGUGAACCUCAUGUAUACUUUCAAGCAGUGUACCCAAAUCCUGUUCGCAAUCUGACAAUCAGUGACACCACAAAUACUUCUGUGACCUUAGCAUGGCAGCCCCCAAUAGAGUCCUUAUUCACGCACUAUAUUGUUAGGUCCCGAACUGUUGAAUCAAGAGACUGGGUUGUACUGCAAGCAGUUAAUAAAACUGUAGCAAUUGUUGACCACUUGCAGCCAGGAGAGCGUUAUGUAAUACAAGUUCGUUCAGUCUCUCAUUAUGUUGAAAGUUUCACUCCUCAAGAAGUUGAGCAAACUGUUCCACCAAACCCUGUAAGAGGAAUUACUCCAAUUCUUGAUUCUCAGAAUAUUACCUUUGAAUGGCCUAGACCAGAGGGCCGAAUUGAUUUAUAUACUAUUAUUUGGUGGAAUGAUGCUACUCCAGAUAGAAAGAAAUCGAAAGAAAUUCCAGGGACCCAGGCAACUGAAGGAAUAGAGAGAAAGUUGACCAUUUUGAUUGGAGAGCUGAGGCCAGGAGAGCUGUAUCAUUUCCAGGUGUAUACCACUGCUCAUGAAGUGAACAGCAAGGUUGCAGAACUCUCUAGCAGAACAAUGCCUGUCAUCACAUCAGAUAUAACUAUUGUUAACCAGCUAGAAACCAGAUCAUUCACUAUCAGGUAUACUCCAACGCCACGCUCUGUAGCAACUUUUGACACCUACAGAUUCAUGCUAUCUGAUCCAUCUAUACCUGUUAAGGAGAAAUCAGCAGUCGAUGAUGAUCGUAAGAUAAUAUUCAAUGGACUAGUGCCAGGUCGUUUGUAUAACAUCACAGCCUGGACAGUAUCAGGAGGUGUAACAAGCCAGCCACUCAUACGCCAAGAUCGACUGUAUCCUGAACCUGUCUCAAACAUCAGUGCUUCAUACAUAUCAGAUACUGAAAUUACUUUAUCAUGGAGUAAACCAAAUGGAGAUUAUGAUUCAUUCGAGGUGCAAUAUCUCCGCGAUAAUGACCUCUUUACCAAUAGCACAAAGCAGGAUUCCAUUACCAUCACGAGAUUGCGACCACAUCGAAAUUAUACUUUUACAGUCCUUACUAGAGCUGGAAGCACUAGGAAGUCAACACCUGUGUCUGUAGCAUUUACAACAAGUGAAAGCACUCCUGGGAAGGUUGACGAAUUUGAACCAAUUGAAGUAAAACCAAACCAAGUCACAUUUAGGUGGUCAUUGCCCCCUGAUGAGCAAAAUGGUGUUCUUUUAGGCUUCAACAUUAGAUAUGGAAUCAAGGAUACUGCUCCAGUAAAUGUAAAACAUUUUAAGCCUGAUGAACUGAUUGGUGUAAUCCCAAAUCUCAUCCCUGGGAAAACUUACGCCUUCCAAAUAGAGGCCACGACAAAGAUUGGUUCUGGACGCAUAAAAUAUUGGGAAGAAACCAUGCCAGUUUGGCCACCUCCUCAACCAGGCAUUCAGGUUUUCCCAACAGAAGUAUCCCGUACCUCAACUACUAUUCGUAUUCGUUACCGGAAAAAUUAUUUUUCCAACCAAUAUGGGCAAGUUGUUGGAUACACCAUCAUCGUUGCAGAAGAUUAUUCCAAGAAAUCAGAAGGUCUUGAGUUGCCUGCCUGGCAAGAUGUUCAGAGCUAUAAAUUCUGGCCUCCAUAUCAGGUUGCAGAAAUGUACUAUCCAUUUAACAAAUCAUCAGUUGAAGAUUUUACUAUUGGGAUUGAGGAGGACUGUGAUACUCGUUCUGGUUAUUGUAAUGGACCACUUAAACCAGGAACUACAUACAGGGUUAAGAUACGAGCUUAUACAGAAAGAACUAAGUUUGCUGACACACACUUCAGUCAUUCAAUUACAACAGAUUCAGAGAGUGGGAAUGUUGGGUUAGCAGUGGCAAUCCCAGUCCUCCUCCUUGUGUUGAUUGUAGUUAUAGUAAUGAUCAUAAGACGACGCAGAUCUUGUGGAUUCACAAAAAGGGCUCCAGAUCCAGGCAGUGACAUGCAUUCUCUUCCAGAUUCUAUAAUAGAAACAAGCCGUCCAGUGAAGUUGCAAGACUUCGUAGCACAUUACAGAUUUAUGUCUGCAGACUCAGAGUACCACUUCUCAGAAGAAUAUGAAGCGCUCAGUCAUGUUGGAUGUGAUCUCCAGCGCAAUGCUGCAUAUAUGUCUGUCAAUCGCCCAAAGAAUCGUUUCACAAAUAUUUUGCCUUAUGACCAUUCUCGCUUCAAAUUGCAACCCACAGAUGAUGAAGAGGGGUCUGAUUACGUCAAUGCAAAUUAUGUACCAGGUUAUAAUUCUCCAAGAGAGUUCAUAGUAAGCCAAGGUCCUCUCUUAUCCACCCGGGAUGAUUUCUGGAGAAUGUGUUGGGAAAGUAAUUCACGUGCUAUUGUGAUGCUGACGCGCUGUAUAGAAAAGGGUCGUGAAAAAUGUGACCAUUAUUGGCCCUAUAACACACAACCUGUUCGUUACGGAGAUAUUCAAGUGACUAUCCUUAAUGAGAGUCGUUUCCCAGACUGGACCAUCUCGGAAUUCAGAGUUUGCAAGGGAGAUGUUUGUCGAGUGGUUCGGCACUUCCACUUUACAACCUGGCCAGAUUUUGGUGUCCCUGACCCACCGCAAACACUGGUCAGAUUUGUACGAGCUUUCAGAGAAAGAGUUGGUCCAGAUCAGAAGCCAAUUGUUGUGCACUGCAGUGCUGGUGUUGGGAGAUCUGGAACUUUCAUUGCCUUGGACAGGAUAUUAUUCAGCCUUCGCACAUCUGACUAUGUGGAUAUAUUUGGUAUUGUAUACGAGAUGAGGCGAGAAAGAGUAUCUAUGGUACAAACUGAGCAGCAGUAUAUAUGCAUCCACCAGUGCCUUCUAGCUGUUUUAGAAGGAAGAGAAAAUGAACACCCAGUACAUGAAAUUCAUGAUAAUCAGGGUUAUGAAGAUGAUGAAGGGAUAGUGGAGUCGGGUAUGUGACAGGAGGCGUAUGGGUUGCAACCACUUGCAACCUAUACUAAAUAUGGAAAUGACAUGAGUAUUGGACCAGACAGACCUUGAAAACUUGUCAUAAGAAAAAAGAGUUCAGGAAUAUGAGGAAGAUUGUAUUUUUUAUAAAGAUAAUUUCAACUACUUCAACUCAAGUACUGUAUCAGAUAAAACUAAUUUAGAUCUUCAUGUUUGUCUGUAAUGAAUUUACCAUUAUUGAAGUGCUCUAUGUAGAGUGAUGGGAAUCUGUGUGGAUAGUUCUUAGUAGGAAUUAAUAGGCUAAAUUAUCAUUUAGCUGAACUGAAGAUUGGUUUAUAAUUUUAAAAGAUCACAUUUUAUUGAAAAUGAACAGUAUACCAAUAACCCCUAUGUAAAUAGUGAAAACUGGAAUUCAGUAUAGUCAUAUUUGUUAUAUGUAUAAUUGUGCAAUUUGAUGUCAGUGAAAAAAAAUGUAACCAUAGCAAGUAAAACAUAUGUGCCAUUACAUUUGGGAGAAAGUAAGAGGUAAUGAUUCCAUCCUCAAAUAUUUUCUUUUAUUCUUUUCAUAUAAUUGUAAAAAGCUACCCUCUGACAUUCUUUCUCUCCUUCAUCUUUUCACUCUUCUUUAUGAUAGUGAAGCGUGUUCAAAUACAUCAUGGCAUUAUUGUUGUGAAUAAUACCAUUUUUAUAUGUAAAUGAAAUGUUGCACACAGUGCCUACAGGUACAUGACUACAGGUGAUGUAGAGUAGCUUCAGAUUGUAUAUGUAUUAACUUAUUGUUUGUUUUUUGUAAAUAUAUUAUAACUAUUUUUUUAAGUUUAUACUUGCAUAUUUGAACCACUCAUGUAAAAUGAGGGUUUGAUACUGGGGCCACAAAAUGAUAUAAAAGAUAUGGAUUAUGGGUUUAUGGAUGUUGUUGUAUAGGUUAUAUGUAUAUAUGUGUAUAUUAUUUUUUUGUGUAUUUUUAUAAUUUUUAGGACUUUGUUAUGACUGUCCUCUUAUGAAAGCUGAACAUUUCAUGUAAGUAGAAUCAGCUGUGUUCGAGGAUUCCGUUCACAUGUGUAAAAUCAAUCAUAAGUAAGUAAUUGACGUACAAGAGUAUUUGUUAAUAUUUUCUAACAUGGGCAAUAUCUGUGUGUUCUAUUUUUUCAAAACACUGAAUACUCUAUCAGUGUUUUUGAUUUUAAUAGCAUCAUAUAGCUUGAUGUACAUGUCCCUUUGCAAUUAACAGUUAACAGGUCUUUGAAUCUGCUUACCUCAUGAUUAUGCUCAAUGAUCAAAGCUUCCCUGUGAGUUGUUUCAUUUGUAAUUCAUGUACAAUGUUGUAUUGAUUUUUAAAACCCAGUUUAUAUUUGUGCAUACAAACUUGUGUAUAUAUGUAUAUGCAUAAUUUUACACAUAUUUGUAUGUGAAUGUGCAUUUAUACAUAUACACUUUAUUUUUCUACAGAAUAUUAUAAUGCAAAUAGGAAAUUUCACUGUAGAGUAUCCACAGGGUAAAGGAAUAAAGGACCUGCUAUCCUUUAGGACCCAGUGAUAUAUCAUAUCUUCAUUGGAUUAGUUAUAUAUUUUUUGAAAAUCUGAGCAUCUGUUGGUUCUUUAUGAAACAAAGUUAUUAGAGGAACAUAUGACAGUUGUAGUCAGUAAUUCAAGAAAUUGUAUUCCAACUGGUUUUGAAUUUACUUCAGGUUUAGAUUUCAGUGAAUUAGAAUACUUGUUUUAUAAUUUUUAUUACUAUUAUUUAUAUUUUUUAAAUUUCAUUAGCAGUAUUAUUAUUAUUGUUUUGUUAUUAUCACCAGUAUUAUUGUUAUUGUUAUUUUUAU
Messenger RNA from Penaeus chinensis, 6358 nucleotides. RefSeq names its product tyrosine-protein phosphatase 10D-like (gene Ptp10D). Gene Ontology annotation, biological process: protein dephosphorylation. The transcript is spliced from 23 exons. Gene Ontology annotation, molecular function: protein tyrosine phosphatase activity; protein binding. Bases 1264 to 4548 code for a protein of 1094 amino acids. The record is from RefSeq and is a predicted model, not a curated record. NCBI's taxonomy places the organism in Eukaryota, Metazoa, Arthropoda, Malacostraca, Decapoda, Penaeidae.